Messenger RNA from Penicillium angulare, 2172 nucleotides. RefSeq names its product tryptophan synthase TRP5 (gene trpB). Gene Ontology annotation, molecular function: tryptophan synthase activity. The transcript has 3 exons. Gene Ontology annotation, biological process: L-tryptophan biosynthetic process. The coding region runs from base 1 to 2172 and encodes 723 amino acids. The record is from RefSeq and is a predicted model, not a curated record. Lineage: Eukaryota; Fungi; Ascomycota; Eurotiomycetes; Eurotiales; Aspergillaceae. Gene Ontology annotation, cellular component: cytoplasm.
AUGGAUGCUAUCAAGGCCACAUUCGCCAAGUGCAAGGAGCAAAGACGGGCCGCCCUUGUCGCUUACAUCACUGCUGGAUACCCAACUGUUGAGGAGGCAGUUGAUAUUCUGCUCGGCUUAGAGAAUGGUGGUGCUGACAUUAUCGAGCUCGGAAUUCCCUUCACCGACCCAAUUGCUGAUGGCCCGACUAUCCAGAAGGCCAACACCCAGGCCCUUGAAAAUGGCGUGACUGUCACAACUGUCCUCGAACUCGUGCGCACUGCCCGCCGUCGUGGCCUCAAGGCCCCAAUCAUGCUGAUGGGCUACUACAACCCGGUUUUGCGUUAUGGAGAUGAUCGCAUGCUGAAGGACUGCAAGGAGGCUGGUGUCAACGGUUUCAUCAUGGUCGAUCUGCCCCCAGAGGAGGCUGUCCGCUUCCGUGACCUGUGUACUAGCACUGGUCUCUCAUAUGUCCCCUUGAUUGCCCCAUCCACCUCCGACUCUCGUAUGAAGCUCCUGUGCAAGAUUGCCGACUCAUUUAUCUACGUCGUCUCUCGCAUGGGUGUCACUGGCGCCACUGGCAAGCUGAGCGCCAACCUCCCCGAACUCUUGGGUCGCGUGCACGAAUACUCCGGCAAUGUCCCCGCCGCUCUCGGAUUCGGUGUCAGCACCCGUCAGCACUUCCUUGAUGUUCAGGAUGUUGCUGAGGGUGUCGUCAUUGGCAGCCAGAUCAUUACCGUUGUUGGCCAGGCCGCUCCUGGUCAGGCCGCCAAGGCCGCCGAGGAAUACCUCUCCAGCAUCACUGGCCGCAAGCGUGAGCGUGACGUCCAGGGUACUCUUACCCAUGAGGUGAACAUUGUUGAGGCCAUCCAGAAGGCCCUUCCUAAUGCCGAGGCCCAGCCUACCAAGGUUAUCACCGAGGCUGACACCCCAGCUGGCCCUGGCUUGGGAGACCAAAUUGAGGCUUUGAACGUCACUAAGGACCCACACGCCUUGCCUGCCCGCUUUGGCGAGUUCGGAGGCCAGUACGUUCCCGAGUCUCUUAUGGACUGCCUCGCCCAGCUUGAGGAGGGAUUCAACGAGGCUCUUAACGACCCUAAGUUCUGGGAAGAGUACCGUUCUUACUACCCCUACAUGAGCCGCCCCAGCAGUCUCCACCUUGCUGAUCGUCUCACUGAGCAUGUCGGCGGUGCCAACAUUUGGCUGAAGCGUGAGGAUCUCAACCACACUGGUAGUCACAAGAUCAACAACGCCAUCGGCCAAAUUCUCAUUGCUAGGCGCCUGGGCAAGACUCGCAUCAUUGCCGAGACUGGUGCUGGUCAGCACGGUGUUGCUACCGCCACUGUUUGUGCCAAGUUUAACAUGAAGUGUGUUGUCUACAUGGGUGCCGAGGAUGUUCGCCGCCAGGCUCUCAAUGUUUUCCGCAUGAAGCUUCUCGGUGCUGAAGUUGUCGCUGUUGAUGCUGGCAGCCGCACUCUCCGCGAUGCUGUCAACGAGGCUCUACGUGCCUGGGUUGUUGAUCUUGACACUACUCACUACAUCAUUGGCUCUGCUAUUGGUCCCCACCCAUUCCCCCUGAUUGUCCGUACAUUCCAGUCUGUGAUUGGUGACGAGACUAAGAAGCAGUUGCAAGAGGCCAUCGGAAAGCUUCCCGAUGCCGUGGUUGCCUGUGUUGGCGGUGGCAGUAACGCCGUCGGCAUGUUCUACCCCUUCUCUAAGGACCCUACUGUCCAACUGGUUGGUGUUGAGGCUGGUGGUGACGGUGUUGAUACCGCCCGCCACUCCGCCACUCUGUCCGGUGGAUCUAAGGGUGUUCUCCACGGUGUCCGUACCUACGUUCUGCAAAACGAGCAUGGUCAGAUCGCCGAGACCCACUCGAUCUCUGCUGGUCUCGAUUACCCCGGUGUUGGCCCCGAGCUGAGCGCUUGGAAAGACUCCAACCGUGCUACCUACAUCUCUGCCGACGAUGCCCAAGCCCUGCAUGGUUUCCGUACACUUUCUCAGACUGAGGGUAUCAUCCCUGCUCUUGAGUCAUCUCACGCCGUCUACGGUGCGAUUGAGCUGGCCAAGACCAUGGGUAAGGGCAAGGACAUCGUUCUGAACCUCAGCGGUCGCGGUGACAAGGAUGUCCAGAGCGUCGCCGAUGAGCUUCCCCGACUGGGCCCCAAGAUUGGCUGGGAUCUGCGGUUCUAA